Molecule: messenger RNA, 2118 nt
Organism: Notolabrus celidotus (New Zealand spotty)
Lineage: Eukaryota; Metazoa; Chordata; Actinopteri; Labriformes; Labridae
Gene: sypl2b
Product: synaptophysin-like 2b
Cellular component (GO): synaptic vesicle; synaptic vesicle membrane
Source: RefSeq, a predicted model, not a curated record
CAGCAGCGCCCCUAUCAACGUCGUGACGUCACGGAUCACGUUUUUCCUACUACGAGUCUCUGAAGUUUGAGAAAGUUUGACAAGCCCGAAGAAGAGGAGCACCAAAGAAGAGUUAAGCUCAGUUCGGAGACAAAUAAUCGAUACCAGCGGUGUGUUUCCUCCGGACUAACCAUGGAAUCCGUCGCACAGAAAGUGCUCAACUCGGGCUUCACUCUGGACUUGGGGCCUUUAAAGGAGCCUUUGGCCUUCAUUCGUGUGCUAGAAUGGGUGUUUGCCAUAUUUGCCUUUGCUACAACAGGAGGUUACAGCGGCACAACCAGCAUCCUUAUCCAGUGUCUUGGGCGGGACAGUCAAGAAAUACAUGCAGAGUUUAAUUACCCGUUCAGGUUGAUGCAGCACCCAUAUAAUAUUCCUGAAUGCAGCAAUACAAGUACCACCAGUGUUGCCUACCUGACUGGAGACCACACAUCCUCUGCACAGUUUUUCGUCUGUAUUGGAGUUGGCCUUCUCUACUGUACUGCUACACUGGUCCUCUACUUAGGCUACCAGCACAUAUAUAGAUCUAGUCGUGGCCCCAUUGUGGACCUGUUGAUAACUGGGGCCUUUGCCUUCCUGUGGUUGGCAUCCUCCUCUGCGUGGGCUAAAGGCUUAUCGGAUGUGAAGUGGGCCACAAGUCCUUCAACCAUAGUAACCCUUCUCGGCGGUUUGCCAGGAUCCCAACAAGUGCACCCCAGGUGCUGUCCCUCCAUGGGCCGUCUAAAUGCCUCUGUGAUCUUUGGUUUUCUUAACCUCAUCCUGUGGGGUGGAAACUGUUGGUUCAUUUACAAGGAAACACCUUUCCACAAAUCAGCCGACCAACCAGCAGACGCGGUAGGGGGGAGUCGGACCAUCGUAAAUGCUUCCUCAUUUCUAAAGUCUAACAAGUAGUGUUAUUAAUUGAGUCAUUUUGGUACUAAUUAUUCAAAGAAAAAUACUUAAGGUUAUGAAUUUAUAUUUUCAAAACCAAGGGCUCCUUUUUGCUCUGUAAUCUUUUAUAUUUAGUGCUGUGUUGACGUCAAUCCAUUUGGAAAGUAAAAACGAGUUGUUAGUAGUCAAACAACUACUGGAAACUGUAGUAGUUGAAAAAGCCCUAAGACUUUUUUUAACCCUGGUAACAAAAAAUACCUGUCAAGUAGCUCAUAUGUAAGACAGAUGUGGAUUUAGUAUUUUUUUUGUGAUUAAUCAUAAUGAAGCAUUACUUUGUCAACCUGUUUACAGCCAAAAAUAUAUCUGCACAAAACAUCCCUUCUGAAUUAGCUAUUUAUAAAAAAUGUACCUCAGGGCCAUUCAGUUUAUGAAUAAUAAAAUACCUGGUUAUAUAAAAACUCAAAGAAAACCAUUAUUAACACAAGUACAAUCACAUUUCAGUUCCAUCCUUAAACACCUGUAGGCAUCAGAAUUUUGUGUUACAAAUGAAAUGGCAAAUAGUUAACAAUUACAUUUAGUUGCCUUUAUGAGAUUACUUAUAAUGGCUGUAAGUUCUUAUUGUGCCUUUUGUGUCAUUUUACAUCUCUUCAUCUCACUCUUUAACUUUAAGCCACCAUUGUGACCUAGCAGCUGAAUAGUAUAUUGAAUGUAAUGGCAUAUCUGCUUAGAACACCUCUUAUGAUUGUAACAUUUAAACACAUAACACUUCUGAGGUAGAAAAUUGUGAUGUUUUCCCCAUUGAGGACGGUUUUUUUUUUUCCUCUGCCUUGUUGAUAUGUUUAAUUAAUGAAAGACAAAACCCAAACAAGGUCCUCGACGCCAAAUGUUCUAUCUGCUAAAUAGUGUUGUUACAAUUUAUAGUUGCUGUUAUAAUUGACUGAUCUGUUACCUGUUAUUAACUGAUUGCACCAUCAAUUGUCUUUAAAAAAAAAACCUGCCUCAGUUACUGUUGUUAAAGGCAAGCUGUUUUCCUCUGUUACUUGCAUCAUUAUUAUUUCCUUCUUCAAUACAGCCCUGCUUGGUUCACAGUUUUACGCAGGAUCAAACACUGUGUUGAUAAAUGUCACAUAGAUGAGACUGAAGUUCCUUUGAAAGACCAGGAAGAUAUUGCUUGGACAUAAAAUGCUGUGCAGCAUUAAAUCCAUUACUGGA